AUGCAAGCAACCGCGGACGUCGAGAUGCAGCUCUCCGUCCUCAAUCCCCAGCCACAGAGGCUGCCAGGGCCCGGCUUGCUGCAUCACCUAUUAUUUGGUGCGGAAACGGGGCCUGUGAACUCAGAAUAUGUCGUCUCGCGCCGAUCUGAGACAGCUGCCGUUCCGGCACUUGAUUACCAGUCCCCCGACGGCCGGCGUACUGUCUUGUCGUACAGCCAACUGCAUCAGAAAGCCCAGCUACUGGCAUCAGAGAUCAGCCAGAGACAGCUCAAAGCUUCUGAAGCCUUGGCUUCAGUCAGAUCCGGUGAUGCGGGAAGCUCGUUUUCGGCAAAGUCCCAAUAUGACAGCAGCGGAAGUGUGCCGCUUAAGGACCUGGUCGUUCCAGUGCUCGUUCCCCAAGCUCCAGAGCUCUACCUCUCUCUUCUGGCCAUCCUUAAGGCUGGGGGGGCUUUCUGCCCGAUCCAACUGGAUGCGCCAGCUGAUCGCAUUCGCUUCAUUCUGUGCGACGUGUCUGCUACUGUUGUCUUAACAACACAGGAGAUGGCAUCCAAGCUUCCGUCAGACCUGGCCAUCGAGGUGGUGUUGGUUGACCAAAUUCAUCUUCUUGACGACCUAGACCUGCCUCAUGAUACGACUCAGUUGGCCCUGACAGAUGCACCACCGACGCGAAUUCCCACAGAAGUCGACCUCGCCUACGUCAUGUACACGUCCGGGUCGACAGGCACUCCCAAGGGUGUCGGAGUGCCACAUAUCGCUGCAACCCAGAGUCUCCUCUCCCAUGACCGUCACAUCCCGCCCUUUGAGCGCUUCCUGCAGUUUGCCGCCCCGACCUUUGACGUAUCCGUCUUUGAAAUUUUCUUUCCCCUGUUUCGCGGCGCCACCCUCGUCAGCUGCAGCCGUGCAGAAAUGCUGAGCGACCUACCGGCCGUCAUCCGCAGCAUGAAUGUUGAUGCCUGCGAACUCACGCCCACCGUGGCCGGAAGUCUCCUGCGCAGCCGCAAAAACGCCCCGUGCUUGCGCCUGAUGCUGACCAUUGGCGAAAUGUUGACAGAGCCGGUUGUCCGCGAGUUCGGCGCCAGUGCUGGUCACCCCAGCAUACUGUGGGCCAUGUAUGGUCCUACCGAAGCCGCCAUCCAUUGUACACUUCAGCCUGCUCUGGAUGGUGCAGCCUCGGUGAAGAAUAUUGGAUUCCCUCUGGACACCGUUUCGGCGUACGUCUUAGAAAUGCCUUCAGGCGAUCAGCCGGCUGGGCCAAAAGACCCCAAAAUUGUGCCCCUGGGCGACGUCGGCGAGCUGGCUGUCGGUGGGUACCAGCUGGCCCGUGGUUAUAUAAACCGGCCUGAGCAAACCGCUGCGGCUUUCAUCGAUACUGAGAAGUUUGGCCGCCUCUAUCGAACUAGCGACAAAGCCCGCAUUACCGACGAGGGCAUCUUGGAGUGCUCUGGACGCCUGUCAGGCGGACAGGUGAAGCUACGCGGCCAGCGAAUCGAGCUUGGUGAGAUUGAACAAGCUGCUCUUCGAGCGAAUGGCUGUCUUGGAAGCGCAGCCGCCGUGAUCAACGGAAAUCUUGUCGCCUUCUGCGACGCUGGGCCGAAUGAGGAAGCGGAUAUGAAACAGAGGGUGUUAGAGUCAUGCAAGUCUUGGCUGCCCCGGUUCAUGAUACCCGGCGAUAUUGUCAUCAUGUCCGAGUUCCCUCGUCUAGCUUCCGGAAAGGUCGACCGCAGACGUCUUGUCGACCAAUAUGCAGAUUCAUUGCGAUCGGCAGCAGCUUCACAGUCACUCAGCCCGACAGUCUUCAAGGACGAUCUCGAUCGUCAGCUCCAUGAAAUUGCACGUGAUAUCCUCGGCUGCGAAAUAGAAAGCAACUUCCCGCUGGCUGCAGCUGGUGUGGAUUCGCUGCGGUCGAUCCGAUUUGCAGCCUCGAUCCGAUCUGCAGGAUUUCAUAACGUUAGCGCUGUUGAUGUGCUGGAAGCCAAAACAUUGUCUACUCUCCGUGCUCGGAUCCAGCGUCUGAAAGACGAUGCUGCAGAGACUAGCGACGAUGUCGACAUACAUACUGCACAGGAACUAGAUGCGGACACCAUUCUCAGCGCAGCUCCCGUACUCGAAGGGAUAAGCAGAGACUCUAUUGAAUUCAUCUCCGAAUGCACCCCGGUCCAGGCUGCCAUGCUCGGCGAAACGCUCGCAGACCCACAAGCCUAUUGCAACUGGAUCGAAUUGGGCUUCGCAGGCCGGCACGAUGCCGAUGAGAUUGCGUCUUGUUUCCAUCGUCUGAUUGAGGCAAAUGAGGCCUUGAGAACUGGCUUUAUCCACUUUGAUGGCCGGUUUUCCCAGGUGGUUUGGAAGCAGGCUUCUCCAACACAAAUUCAAAAAGUCGACUUUUCGACACGCGACUAUGUCUGGGGUACCGAGCAAUCUUUUCUCAUGGGUUUCCGUGUCGAAGUAUUCGAGACAGAGUCUUGUGACACGGAUAUGACUGUUCGCGCCGUUUUGCAUAUCCAUCAUGCAGUCUAUGAUGGAUGGUCUGCGGACUUGAUUCGCGCAGACUUGGAGACAAUGCUUGGAGGUGGUGAUAUCGCAGCAAGACCUCCGUAUAGUCGCGUGGUUCAGCACUACCUCUCAAUAUCCACAGACGCGACUGAUGCAGCGAAGCAGUUCUGGGCCCAGUUGCUGAACGGACAUCAGCCCAGUCCAUUCCCAGAAUUGAGGACACGGACCGACGAGCCUACUGCUAUUCUUUCACUGGAAAGUCUUCUACCGAGCGUAGACUCCGACGCAGUCGAGAGCAUCUCCAGAAAGCUCGAGUGCGGCACACAAGCUAUUUUCCAGGCAGCAUUGACAUGGCUCUGGGGUUCUCUAAUUGGCUCAAGUGACGUUGUCAUCGGCACGGUAGCUUCUGGUCGGACGCUUCCGGUGGAUGGGAUCGAGGACACUAUCGGCACCUGCCUACAGACGGUACCUCUUCGCGCCGAUCUCUCACAGAUGCGAACGAUCCACGAUCUUCUGAGCACCAUACAGUCUACAAACAGGGCACUUCUUCCCCAUGCGUUUCUACCUCUUGCUGAGAUAAAGAAAACAGCAGAGCUGCUCCUUGGUCAGCCGCUGUACGAUGUAUUGUUUGUGUACCAAGAGUCCCUUUACAGCCAGAGGACCUCGCGGGAUCUCGUUUCAGAAGUGGCUCACAAGGACUAUUUGGAAACAAAACUGCUUUGGGAGAUCGAACCCAGAGAGGGCAAGUUUCACAUUCGAGCGACCUUCCACGGCGACGUGUUCCCCAAAGAGCAGAUUGAUGUCAUGAUGGCGCAAUACCUCUGCAUUGUUCGCCACCUGGCCAACAAUGUGGAUAAAGAAUUGACAUCCAUUCGCUCCUGCUUUCCACAAGAUCUUCUCUCAUGCUACAACAUUGACUACAAGACAUUCAAUGGCUGCGCAGAUCUCGCGCACGUUUUUCAGAAAACGGCUCGGCAAUAUCCUAACAGGCCAGCUGUCUGUUUUGCGAGUUCCAUAGGAGAAGAUGGCAUUGAGUUCCAAACGAUCAGUUAUCGUGAACUAGAUGGUCUUUCGAAUCGUAUCGCCAGAUACCUGCGGUCAAAUGGGGCGGCUCCAGGAAAUAUUGUGUCUAUUAUACUGGAAAAAUCAAUACUUCUUUAUGCUGGCAUGAUUGGAAUCCUCAAAGCCGGUUGCACCUAUGUCCCUCUCCUUCCAAGCAUUCCUUCUGCCCGAGCACGCACUAUCAUGGAGCAGGCGGGCAUUCAGUUCUGCUUGACCAACAGGUUAGCAGCGGCCACCCUUGUUGGUCUACCAGUAACGCCACUUGAUCUUCAGUCAACCGAUCUCGACAAAUUUUCAGACUCUGCUGUUGAGGGUGUACCCGUUGAACCUUCUAGUCUGGCAUACAUCAUGUACACGUCCGGAAGCACAGGCGUUCCCAAGGGUGUCUGUGUCACACACUUCAACAUCUCCAGCCAUUUGGAUGUCUUGACACGCAUCUAUCCACUCAGGCCCGAUGGGAGGUUGUUGCAAUCUUGUUCGCAGGCCUUUGACGUUUCCGCUUUUGAAAUUUUUUUCACUUGGAAGACGGGCAUGUGUCUCUGUUCAGCGGUCAAUGACGUUCUCUUCGAUGAUCUGGAACGUGCCAUUCGUCUACUCAACGUGACCCAUCUGAGCAUGACUCCGACCGUAGCAUCAUUGGUAAAUCCAAAGAAUACUCCGUCUGUUGAGUUCCUGGUGGUAGCCGGUGAGCCACUCCUAGAGAGCGUUUUCAACAUGUGGUGGCCAACGGGAAUUCAUGUUGGAUACGGCCCAUCCGAGACCACAAACAUUCUCACAGUAAAACAUAUGACAUCCCAGAAUGACGUCACAUCGCAGCUGGGAUUUUCGUUUGAAAACACGUCGACUUUUGUUCUUCACUUCGACAGUCUUGAGCCAGUGUCUAAAGGGGCGUUGGGCGAGUUUUGCUUCGGAGGUGAUCAAGUUGCGGCAGGAUACUUGCAGCUGCCAACGAUGACCGCCGAGAAGUUUAUCGAUCAUCCGUUUUAUGGAAGAAUCUACCGCUCAGGUGACGUCGGACGAAUGCGUCCAGACGGCUCUCUGUUGAUCAUUGGGCGGAUAGACGACCAAAUCAAACUUCGCGGCCAGCGGAUCGAACUCAAUGAGAUCAAUUCCAUUCUCCAAGAAUCCGGACUUGUAUCGGAGCCCAUAACGCUUCUUCUCCGCCACGGCGACUCGAACCCUGAGUUGCUGGCAUCUUUCUUCACACCUUCCAAACGAGAUAGUUUGGGAUCCACAUUGUCCACAUCCCAUGUUACCGACUUGAGUAAUGAAUCCUCUUCCUUCAUGAUCAGGCAGCUGUUCAGCCUGUUGCAGUCACGCCUGCCAGCCUACAUGGUCCCAACUCAUCUGAUACCAAUAUCGUCCAUCCCGCUUACCCCGGCCGGAAAGACAGACAAGCGAGCCUUGAAAGAGCUAUUUCAAGCUCUUCCGCUGGAGCUUCUGUCUUCGACGAGCAAUUCUGGCGGAAACAUUGAUGGUGGUGACAAAAAUGGCGGCCAGUGGUCGGAGUUGGAAAAACAGAUCGCCCGGAUCAUUUCUGAGGCGCUCAAGGUUGGCGUGCAGUCCAUUGGCCGAUGGACACCUCUCCCGAGUCUCGGUCUCGACUCAAUCUCAGCUAUUCGUCUGUCCAAACUUGUUCAACAGUCACUCCAACGCCGGCUCCCGAUUUCAGUUAUCCUCAAAAAUGCAACUGUCGCGCGGCUAUCACAGGCUCUCAGGGACGAGUCCCCCAAAAUCGAUGCGCCAAGCCUCUAUUCGCUCGACCUCUUCUCCGCAAAUUUCCUUUCCGAGUUGCGGCAGACACUGGAUUCUCGCGGCCUAGUAUGUGGCAAAGUACUGCCUUGCACACCCCUGCAAGAAGGCAUGCUCGUUUCUCCUGCACGGAACCAAUCUUACAUCAACCGCAUGCUGUUCAAGCUGAGUGUUCGCCCAGAAAAGUUGCAAUCCGCUUGGAUGAGAAUAAGCGAGCGCGAGGAGAUCUUGCGCACAUGCUUUGUUACAACGGACAGUCCCAGUCAUCCCAUCUCCCAAGUCAUUCUUGAAGGCUGGAAAUCAUCAUGGAUUGAAUAUGAUACGCAAGAUUCAGACAGCCAAGGGACUGCAACUUCCAUUGAAAACGUCAUCGAUCGGCACGUGCAAUCGCUGGCAGAUCCAGUUGACUCAUACCAGCCGCCUGUCUCCUUUGCGGUCAUCAGCCAGUCAGAUGGAUGCUUCCUAUCAUUUGUUUGUCAUCAUGCAAUCUACGAUGGAGAGGCUAUGGAAAAGCUAUUGUUUGAGGUUGAGCAAACGGUCAAAGGAAAGCCCCUCCCACCAACGGUUCCUACGUUUGAUUCGUUCUUAAGUCAGGCCCUUUCUCUGCCUUCAUCGACAGAGGAUUUCUGGAAGAAUCACCUGAAUGACUUCAGACCAAUAUUGCUUCGGAACGAAAGCUCCAUCUCCAUAAGAGAAAGCAAAGUUUCAGCCAGCAUUCUCGAAAUGCCUUUGUCCGGUGUGCAGGAGCGGGCCCACAAUCUCGGGUUCUCACUUUUGACCACGCUCCAGAGUGUUUGGACAUGUGUUCUCAGUCUACUGGGAGAAGAAGACGACGUCUGCUUUGGAAACGUGUACAACGGUCGAUCUCUGCCCCUAGGCGGAAGCGAUGAGCUUGUUGCGCCUUGUUUCAAUACCUUGCCCGUCCGUGUGCAGUUGUCGACGUUACGCACCGUCAAGGAUCUGAUGUCAUAUUUCCAAGCGUUGAAUCCAGAUAUGAUGAAACAUCAGUUCACACCGUUGAGACAUAUUCAGAGAAAAUAUGCUGGUGGUAGUGGCCGCCUCUUCGACAGCCUCUUGCUGCUCCAGCAACCGUCACGACCACUUGACAGCAUAGUUUGGACGCUUGAACGAGACGAUGGGGAGAUGGAUGAUCGGCUGCUUUUCAACCUGUCGAAGUGGAGGCUCGAUGCAGCGCAAGCUGCAAUCAACAACAUGCAGGUGCCACCGUGGCAGAUCGUCAUCGUGGAAGACCUCAAUGGCACGGGAGUGACCUGUCAUUUGGCCAUUCAUCAUGGCCUGUACGACGCGGCCAGUCUCAGUAGUAUUCUUGACAAUGUUUCGCGAUAUGCCAGUGGCUUACCACUCAAACGGGCUCCACAGACUGAGACUGCAGUGUCCGAGAUUCUCCAUCAAAUCACAUCAUCUACGUCUUCAGAUAUAUCCGAAAUGUGGAAGAAACUGGCCACACGUGCAGUCAUCAAUACAUUCCCUGUUCUCACACCACUCAAGGCCAAGUCGCCUUUGGUGAAAGUUGCAGUCAGCCAAAGCUCCAAGUCGUUUACUGAGAUUUUUGGUGCCGCCAUGAACUCUGGUUUCACCGUUCAUGCAGUUCUCCAGGCAGCUUGGACUCGAAUCCUUUCGUCAUACAUCGGAGAUUCCGGUGUUGUAUUUGGAACUGUGUUGUCUGGACGAAACUCAGAAGCGACAUCUGACGCCGUCUUUCCGUGUCUGACAACGCUUCCUGUCGUUGCAGAGAAUCAUGCAUGCAACCGCCAACUUGUGGAGCAGUUGAUGAGUUCCAAUAUCCUGCUCCAAAAGACACAGCAUGUCCCAUUAAGCCAAAUUCAAAAGUGGCUGGGACGAGCUGACUCGCGCCUAUUUGAUACUCUUCUGGUCUACCAAAAUAUUGACCGCAAUGGGGAGGCUGGACAAGUCCAUCUGCCGUGGAAAAUCAUCGACGAAGAGGCGCAUGUUGACUAUCCCAUCUCUCUCGAAGCCACUCCUCAGACAGAUGGGCCGAUGCAGUACCAACUCACGUUCGAUGCCAGCGUCAUCCCCGUCGAGCAGGUGGAACUCCUUCUCCGCCAGUUCGAUGCCACCGUAUGUCACCUCGCUUUUCACCCUGACAACAACGAGGAUGAUUUGAUAGCAACGGAGCCAACGAUUUUCAGUGCCUUGCCUGCACGAGACACAGAGCUGGAGUCCGAAAUCAAGCUGAUGCAUCAAUUUGUGGAACACCAGGCAAGGAAAAUACCGCACAAAACGGCUUUACAGUUUGUUACGGCUUUUGACGGCGCCGGAAACCCAGUCUCCAAAGAGUGGACCUACGCAGAGCUGAAUCAUCGCGGUAACGCGGUAGCCUCAAUCGUGUCUCAGCAUUCUGUCCCGGGAAGCAUUGUUUCCAUUUGCUUUGACAAAUGCCCCGAGGCUUUCUUCGCAAUUCUGGGAAUCCUCAAAGCUGGAUGUUCGUUUGUAGCCUUGGAUCCCGAGGCACCAUCAACCCGAAAGGAAUUCAUCUUGCAAGACUCCAAAGCUGUCCUCCUCCUUACAGACACUCUGAGGGCAUGCCAGCCGUCGUCUACAACAGGCCUUUUCGAUUCAGCUGUGGGGGUGGCAAUCAUUGGAUUGGACGAGUCCUCUCUGGCAUCCCAGCAUGCCGGAGAUCUGGACAUUCAAUUUUCCACAAGUCGUGAGAUUCUUCCAAACGACAACUGCUACUGCCUGUACACAUCUGGCACAACCGGGACACCAAAGGGUUGUGCGAUCACACAUGAAAAUGCUGUGCAGGCUAUGCUGGCUUUCCAGGAGCUGUUCCGGAGCCACUACGACGAAACUUCGCGUUGGCUUCAAUUUGCCUCCUUUCAUUUUGAUGUCUCUGUUUUGGAGCAGUACUGGACUUGGUCUGUUGGCGUUGUUCUCGUUGGUGCUCCUCGGGACCUCAUUCUUGAAGAUCUUGCAGGCACGAUAUCACGGCUCUGCAUAACUCACAUCGACUUGACACCGAGCUUGGGACGCCUGCUUGAUCCAAGCGAUGUCCCGACUUUGUGUCGAGGCGUAUUCAUAACGGGAGGUGAGCCGUUGAAGCAGGAGAUGCUGGAUUCUUGGGGCCCAACUGGUGCGGUGCACAACUUCUAUGGACCAACAGAAGCAACGAUCGGUGUGACAUCGUACCCUCAAGUGCCACAAAAUGGACGUGCAUCGAAUAUUGGCAGGCAAUUUCCCAACGUCGGAUCUUUUGUGUUCCGCCCUGGAACACAGACCCCAGUCUUGCGCGGUGCUGUCGGUGAGCUUUGUGUCUCCGGAAAGCUCGUAGGCAAGGGCUAUCUCAACCGUGAAGACUUGACGAGUGAACGCUUUCCAACUUUGAGCGAAGAAGCCUACCCAGGGUACGGGGAGCGCGUCUACCGUACCGGAGAUCUUGUGCGGCUGUUGUACGACGGCUGCUACGACUUCCUUGGGCGGGCUGAUGACCAAGUAAAGCUGCGAGGUCAACGACUUGAAAUCGGCGAAAUUAACCAUGCGAUACGUCUUGGAGUUGGGAAUAGCAUUGGCGACGUUGCAACACUUGUCAUACGGGACGACGUGAACAAAAAGGACUUUUUGGUCUCUUUCGUCGUCAUCUCAGACACAUCUUUGGCUUCGUCUGCAGUUUCGAGAAAAGGUCUUUCUUUGGUGCCGAUUCCAGGCGACACGGCAGCUGCUCUGUCCAGGCAAGUACAGGCGGCUUGCCGCGAACGACUUCCGGGAUACAUGGUGCCGACUUAUGUGGUCCAGCUUCCGUUCAUUCCGCUAUCAGCAAACAACAAGGCUGAGGCAAAAGAGCUGAGACGGCUGUUCAAUUCUCUGACACCAGAAGACCGCAUGAAAACGACGGGAGCCGGCCAUGCUGGCGACCAGAUCGAUACCCUGAGUGGCUCUCCUGGGCAAGAGUUGUUGUAUGUAUUACGCCAGCUGUCCCUCUUGGACAAGGACGAGGGGCUGGCACCGAAUACUAGCAUAUUCGAGCUGGGAAUCGAUUCAAUCUCGGUCCUUCGGUUUGCACGGGCUCUCAAGAAAAUCGGCCUUCCUGCUGCACCGGCACUUCUCCUAUCUCAUCCUAUUAUCGGCGACCUCGUUAUUGCGUUGAAGACUCAAAAAACAGCUGCCGAUCUUGGGCCACUUUUGGAAGCCCGUCUCCUUGUGGAAGCCUGCCAACACAGAAACCGUAGCCAUGUAUGUAAUGCGCUUGGCAUCAGCCCCGAUGAUAUCGAGUACAUUGCCCCAUGCUCGGCUCUUCAACAAGGCAUGGUGUCUCGAUCGAGGUCAGGACAAGAAACCACGCAAGCAUAUUUCAACACGUUCACAUUCAAGCUGGCGGAGGAUGUGUCGAUCGAACGCCUGAUGGAAGCCUGGAAAGUGGUGGUGCGAAGAAACUCGAUUCUUCGCACUCGGUUUGUUGUCACCAAUGAGGGCGUUGUCCAGGCUGCCCUGAAGUUUGCCGACGUUCCAUGGACACAAGUUUCUCUAGAUGGCGGAAAGGACAUCGCAGAAGCUUUGGAAGAAUAUACUGCUGUCUGGGUCAGCUCCAACGAUGGUGAUGUGAUUCGCAGCCCUCUUGAAUUCUUGGUGGGCGAACGGCAGGGAGAUCGGUGUUUCGUCAUGCACAUUUUCCAUGGCCUCUAUGAUGCCAUCAGUUUGGAUCGCAUUCUCGACCAAGUUUUUGCCGACUACGAAGGCAUGAUGGGAGACGAUGGCCAAGAUGGCGGUACGUCGUUUUUGGAUGCCUUGAUACACGGACCUCUACGCAGCUAUGGGAACAGCCGCCCUUUCUGGGAGACACACCUCAGAGAAAGUUUCUUCAAGCCACUUUCAAGUUCGGCUUCAUCGGCAGAAAGCCUCCUGGACAUCACUGCGAAGCGGUCCAUUCCCUUUGACUCUAUUAACAGUCUCUGCUCCUCUUUGGGGGUUACUCACGCAGCCUUAAUUCAGGCCUUAUGGGUAGCUGUACUCCAAGAGACAUAUGGCGAUGGCACUACCCUAGGCCUGGUUCUUUCUGGACGGACCAUUUUCGACUUGGACGGUGUCGAAGGUGUUAUUGGUCCGUUGUUCAACACGCUUCCCUUCUACAUGCCGAGAAGGAAGAACGAGACCUGGGCCUCACUUGCAAAGGAAUGUCAUGCCUUCAACACGGCCAUCCUACCAUUCCAACAAGUCCCACUUCGAGAUGUUCAAAAAUGGUGUUCUUCUGGGCAGCCGCUAUUCGACAUCUUGCUUUCAUUCCAAUUUGGUGGCGCGUCGUCAUCUGCUCAGAAGAUCUGGACAGAGGUGGACUCAAGCACUCAAGCAGACUACCCCCUCGCCCUCGAAGUCAUCCUAGAUGGGGCCACUGAUGGCACUUCGAAUGUCGAAUUUUUGCUUGUUGCCAGGGCUGGGGCUUUCGAAGAAGCAACGGUUCAUCAAAUUGUUGACAGACUUGUCUUGGCAGUGGAUACAAUGUCAAGGAACACUGAAGACUUGAUUUUCGCGGCUGAAAGCGAAGAUUGCGCCAUUGCGGAGGAGGCAAGUGACAUCGUCAAUUUUGCCGACAGUGGAAACUCACUUGAAUGCGUUGCUAAGAAAACGCCUGCCCAUCUUUCGCUGUUCGAGUGGGAAGGCGACGCGACGAAGAUCAGGCAAGAGCUCUCCCUCUUGAGUGGAACCACAAUUGACUCGAUCCACGAAGAAACGACUCUCCUUGAGCUUGGCCUAGACAGUGUGGACACAAUCAAACUCUCAGCACGUCUUAGAGCACUGGGAAUCCAUCUUUCGAACAGUCAACUUAUUCGUGGCCAAUGCAUCUCGGAGCUCGUCAAAGUGAUUGCCACGACAGCUGGCAAGACGGGGGAAAACGAUACUGAUGGCAAGGCCGACAAGUCUCUUAUACUGUUGAAUAGUGUUUCCGCUUCGCUACGGGAAUACCUUGCUCUCAGUGGACGUGACCUUUCUUUCGUGGAAGAUGUUUUACCGCCGACCCCAUUGCAAGAAGGCCUAAUCGCAGAUAUGAUUCAGUCUGGAUUCACACGUUAUUUCAAUCACGACAUUUUAGAGUUGGAGCCGGGUGUUGAUUCAGACCGGCUCAAGAACGCCUGGAUGAGCGUUGUCAGAGCAAGCCCAAUUCUGCGGACAGUCUUUUACGCUGUUGACAGUCUGGAAAUUGACGUGUCCUAUUGUCAAGUCGUGAAGCGCGACAUUGACAUUGAGGAUUUGAUCACAGAUUGCGAAGCCUCCGGUCAAGACGACUUGAUUGGUCUCGUAGAAGCAGUCAGAGAACGAGCGAUGAAAUCGGAAGGAGAGUCCGGUCUUCUUCAUCUGACUUUCGUCCACAUACCAGUAGAACAACGCCGCUAUCUCGUCUUGUCUAUUUCUCACUCUCUGUAUGAUGGAUGGUCUCUGGAUCUGAUGCACCGCCGUGUCGAAUCUGCGUAUAGGAACCCGGCGGGUGACACAGGGCAUCCUGACACCAGGUCGCCUUAUCUUCAGCAGCUCGGCAACAUUCUCAACUCGUCAGGUCCACAAUCAGAGAGCUUCUGGAGAAGCUUCCUCUCAAACGCGCAGCCAACGCAUGUGAAGGCGAGUACGGAGAGCCAGGAGCAAACUGGUGGAGGCAAAGCAGUCACACGUAUCGAAACGGCAUCCUCAGUUUCAGCCGCUGGUCUCCUCAGCUUCUGCAGGAAAGAGGCAACGAGCGUACAGGUUGUUGGACAGGCGUGUUGGGCCGCUGUCUUAGCUACACUGACGGGGUCGUUGGAUGUUGUCUUUGGAGUCGUCUUGUCAGGAAGGGAGACCGAAGGGGCCGAUGAGCUUCUGUUCCCGACCAUGAACACUGUGCCAGUACGCGUCAUAUUGCAUGGCACAACGGCUGAGCUGCUGCAGUACAUGCAGUCGAAUAUGGGAAGCAUCAGCGAGAACCAACACUUCCCCCUGCGCAAAGCACAGAGAAUGGUUGCCAAGUCUGAAUUCGUCGGUGAAUACGGUGCUUUCAAUACCUUGUUCAUUUUCCAGAAGCGAACACCAAGACAGCCCUCUUCCUUCGAAGAAGAUAAUCAGCCACUGAUGCAUUCGAUUGAAGGGUUCUCAGACGUCGAGUACCCGAUUUGUGUCGAAAUGGAGGUAGUCAGUUUCGCUGGCAGCGAGUCAAUUAUUUGGCGGAUGGCUUGCGACAGCUCAUAUGCAUCGAGCAGUGAUGCCUCCCGCAUCGUGCAUGAGCUAGACACUGCUCUCCGAUUCCUCGUCCAGUCUUCAUCUUCUCCGGCACACCAGGACAGUAUUCUACGUUUUGAAGAGAAAGGCGUGUCGCUUUGCGGGCUGCCGACCUUCACUCCCCUCCUGGCAAAGGAAGUUGGGAGUCAGAGAAAGCAGACGUCGCCGGUGGAGCUAAGCAACAAUUCGUGGUCCCUGGUCGAGGAAGCUAUCAGGUCGACUCUGUCGGUGGUGUCAGGUGUACCUUCCGAAACUAUCAAGAGAAGAGGGCAGACGCUCUAUCACCUGGGACUCGAUUCCAUCAGCGCCAUCAAGGUCAGCUCUCUCUUGAGAAAGACGCACGGUCUAUCGCUUGGGGUGCGCGAAAUGCUUGCUUCCGAAUCAGUUCAAGAUAUGGCAGCGUUUGUCACAGCUAAGCAGUCAUAUGCCACCCCAAAUGACGAUGAAAAGCAAAUCACUGCCUCGAUCUCAACCAUACUGGAUUCUGUUCAGGCAGAUGCAGUAAUAUGUGCGGCUGGAAUAUCGAACGAUGAGAUCCAGCAGGUUCUGCCUGCGACGGCAAUGCAGGUGCAUAUGGUCAGCGUCUGGCAGACCUCGAAUGGUGAGGUUUUCUUCCCCGAGUUCCAUUAUAGUCUAAGCGGGGUCUCUGGAGGGCGAGAAGCAGUCUUCGCCGCAUGGGAAGCAUUGGUGGCCGAAGUCCCGCUUUUGAGAACCGUAUUGUUGGCAACGGCAUCCAGCACAGUACCGAUACUUCAGGUAAUCUUGAAGCCCGCUUCUGGUGUGCGAUCCUCCGUCAGUGAAGAAGUGUGGCCCGCGGUGGCAAGACACAAGCCGCUGGCUUUCUUGACUGCCACAUCUGCGACUGAGAGCGACCGUUUUGUGCUGGCUUUGAGGAUUCAUCAUGCGUUGUACGAUGCAGUCAGCCUCCAGACCAUUCUGGACCGCUUCCAGCGACUCUGCAGCAGUGAGGCCACGGACGUGAUGCCCCUUGUCAGCGAGAAGACAGAUACAUUCGGAUCAUGGACAUGGAUGAUAGCACGCCAGAUGUCUGAGACCUCCAAGAGACUGCAACAAGAGUUUUGGACCAGGUAUUUCUGCUCAGCAGCGAAAGACGCACCCAAACGUGUGUCUGUGUCGACAGAGGCCCCUCUGGGUCGUGUUUCACUGUACAAAGAGGCGGUCCUUUCAAAUAUUACCGUCUUGCGGACAGUGGCCUCGACUCAUGGUCUGAGCCUUCAGAGCCUACUGUUUGCAGCAUAUGCAAAAGCGCUGUGUAUGGACAAGAGAAAGAAAGACGUCAUCUUCGGAAUUUACCUUGCAAACAGGGAAAACGAGGUCGAAGAAAGCGGGAGGCUGAACAAGCUUUUGCAAUAUCCAACAUUGUGUUUGGUCCCACUACUCAUAUCGUCGCCCACACAGCGAAGCAUGGUCGACCUGGCACAACAAAUUCAAAGAGACAUCCAUGCCAUAUCGUCACCUCUGGCGCCAUCCUCGCCAGCACCAGCAACAUCGGGUCUCUGGGAAAUUCGGGAUUGGGCAGGGAUUGAGGUAGACUCUUUUGUCAAUUUCCUGCUACCAGAUCAGGACAUGGAGACAAAAUCGGCCGGCGGUCGGUCUGCGAGUCUGGAAUUAGUCAAGUCAUCGGGCGAUAUUUCGGCAAUGCCCGUGUCUGAUACAAUCUCCUUCAAGCCAGACUCAUACGAUGGCCUAGGGGGAAAUACUGUUAAAUACGUUUACAAGGAUGCUAUUGAUUUGGAAAUGGCCGUUCGGGGUGAUCGGCUGGACAUGGGAGUGUUUGGCUCGCAUACCAAGCUUGGGGAUGAUGGAGCAGGAGAGCUCAUGGCCAAAGUCAUAUUCUACUUGCUAGAGAGCAGUGUGUGA
This is a messenger RNA of Grosmannia clavigera kw1407, 14403 nucleotides long. RefSeq names its product nonribosomal siderophore peptide synthetase. Gene Ontology annotation, biological process: amino acid activation for nonribosomal peptide biosynthetic process; secondary metabolite biosynthetic process. Gene Ontology annotation, molecular function: catalytic activity; phosphopantetheine binding. The record is from RefSeq and is a predicted model, not a curated record. The transcript is spliced from 5 exons. The coding region runs from base 1 to 14403 and encodes 4800 amino acids. Gene Ontology annotation, cellular component: cytoplasm. NCBI's taxonomy places the organism in Eukaryota, Fungi, Ascomycota, Sordariomycetes, Ophiostomatales, Ophiostomataceae.